AUGUUUGAUUGGAAAAGUUGUGGAUUUUGUGGAACUGACAUCCACCUAAUGGACGAUGGUCGUUUGGCAGACUUUAUUGUUACGGAGCCUCUGGUGAUAGGACAUGAGACUUCUGCCCGAGUCAUAGCCGUUGGCAAAGACGUAACAAACUUGAAAGUUGGAGACCGAGUGGCCGUCGAAACAGCCAUUCCCUGUCAGAAGUGCGAGUACUGUCGCGACGGGAAAUACAAUUUGUGUCCCAUUUCUAACACUCAGGCGAGGGGUGUGCCGCCAAAGCAUGGAUGUCUUCGACGCUAUUACGCACAUCCGUCCGAUUUCUUAUUCAAACUGCCCGACAGCGUGUCGUGGGAAGAGGGGGCGAUGUGUGAGCCCUUCUCCUGUAUAGUCCACGCCUGCAGACGACUCAACAUAAGCGCCGGUCAGAACGUAUUGGUUUGCGGGGCCGGUGCUAUGGGAAUGAUGGCCUUCCUGUGCGCUAAGGCUUUCGGUGCCAACAAAGUGUUUAUUACAGAUCUGAACAAAAGUCGUUUAGCAUUGGCCGAGAAAUUAGGUGUCGAUAAGUCCUAUGCAAUCGAUCCCAAGACUUUCAAUGAUGUGGAAAUGGCGCAGACUAUCAUCAAAGACAUGGGAUGUAAUCCUGAUAUUAGCAUUGAGUGUACGGGCAAUGAUAUGAGCACUUCUAUGGCUAUAUACGCCACGAAAAAUGGUGGCAAAGUCGGAAUCGUUGGGUUGGGAGGACUCAAGAGUACGGUUCCCUUAGUUCACACAGCGAUGAGAGAAAUCGAUUUGAUUGGCGUCUGUAGGUUUAGGGAUGACUAUCCUUUGGCCAUACAAUUGAUUGCAUCCGGAAAAGUGAACUUAAAGCCAUUAGUGACCCAUAAGUUCCCAAUCAAUGAAGCGAUCGAUGCGUUGAAGUUCAUGAAGAGGAAUGUGGAGGGAUCUCUUAAAGUGAUGGUUCACUAUCCUUUGGCCAUACAAUUGAUUGCAUCCGGAAAAGUGAACUUAAAGCCAUUAGUGACCCAUAAGUUCCCAAUCAAUGAAGCGAUCGAUGCGUUGAAGUUCAUGAAGAGGAAUGUGGAGGGAUCUCUUAAAGUGAUGGUUCUCAUGAUCUAA
Oppiella nova is the source of this 1113-nucleotide messenger RNA. NCBI's taxonomy places the organism in Eukaryota, Metazoa, Arthropoda, Arachnida, Sarcoptiformes, Oppiidae. The record is from the annotation of a GenBank genome assembly.